AUGUCGGCUGAACUGUCAACUCUCGACUUACCACCAGCAAGCAACGGUUUUGGCAAUGCGUCCGUACACAAGAUGCCAAGUAAUUCGACGAUGGGAUGGGAGGAUGAAGAGGAAGAUGUGACCUUCGACUCUCCGCAAGAAGAGAUAGCUCAUUAUAGGGAGAAAUACAGACAGGCUAUUGACAUGUUGACGGAGACCAGAGUAGAGUUAGAGGAGUUCCAGCAAUCGUCUAAAGAAUUGGAAGAUGAGAUGGAACAGGAAUUAGCUGCUAACGAGAAAGUCCAAGGGGAACUGAAAGAGAAGAUCAAAAGGUUAGAGGGUGAGAAGGAGGAAUGGAGGUCGAAACAAAUCGCUUUACAGAAGCUGCAUAGCUCAACUACUGCAGCUAUGCAGCGCGAAAUGGAUAAUCUACGUUCAGAAAGGGAUAAAACCUUGGUCGCUCUGAGGGACUUGGAAAUGGGUAAUGACGAGUUGGAAAGGAAUGAGAGAGUGGCCGUUUCUUCUUUGCUGGAUUUGGAAAGCAAGUAUAACCGAGCUAUCGAGGAGAAAACAUUGUUAGAACAAGAAAUCGUACAGAAGCAGGAUCUGGAAGAGGAAUGUCAGAGGCUGAAGGACGAAAUGCGAGAUGCGAACAAUGAAAUUUCGAUACUGAAAGAUCAACUCGCCCGAAUGAGCCUUCCAACACCACCCUCAUCCAUAUCCGAACCUGUAUCAUCCUCACCUACACAAGAACCGCCUCGAGAACUAGCUGAAGAAGAAGAGAGAGAGAAUGAGGUGGAUCCAGCUUCCAUACCUUUACCACCGCCCGUACCCUACAAGUCAAUCAACAACAGCAGCAUCCCCCAAUCUCCUUCACGCAGAUUACCUCGAAGCGCUACAUCCUCUUCUAUACCUAUCUCAUCACCCAUCACCAAAAAGUUCGCUCCGACCUCAAUCCCACAAUCACCUACCAUGUCAUCUUUAUCACGUUCGACGACUUCUAGAAACUUGGCUGCCGCUGCUAAGUUUACUCCCACGCCUGUACGAACACGUACGAAAUCAGGUUUGCAUCAAUCGCAAGGUUUGGGUGAUAAUUCGCCUGGAACAGUCAGAGUCGCAGCGGUUCAACAGACCAAAUCCAGAGGAUUUAAAUUACUACAUGAUCUUCAAGCAAGGUUGAAAGCUACAGACGACAAAUUAGGUGUAGCCAAGGUACCUAGACGAAACGUCUCGAACCCUCUAUCCAAUCUUGGCGGUGGCGGUAACAAGUCUAGAUCAGCUUCUGCUGCAUCUUCAGCCAAAGAAGAAAAAUCGCAACAACCACAACAACCUAAAUUGACUAAUCCCAGAAUAACCGCAUUAUCUCAAAGUCAAACCCAGAGUCAAGCGGGUGGUGGUACUCCCAUGGCAAGUUCCAACAGUUCGUCAUUGAUGUCUCCAAAUGGAUGGGUAUUGGUAGAUGGAGAAGAGGAUGAUUUCCAAAAUACACCUACAGCCAAUUCGAAUGGUUUCAGACAAAGGGAAGAACCGUUAUCACCUAUAGAUCAGACUUUCGGUAUAGGCAUAGCUCCCAGAGCUGUAUCCAGUGCAUCAAACUCUUCUCAGCGUUCAUUACCUUCUAGACCUGGUAUACCUAGUCCGUUAACAAAUAUGAAUGGAUUAAACAAAUCUACUACAACCACUACUACCACAACGGCUAAUGGUAGAAUAAGUAGGAAACCAACUACAACUGUCCCAUUCCCUACCACGAACCAUCCAAACAGGACGGUGAAGUAUCAAAAUGGAAUAAAUAGAAUACAAGCUUCUCCUGGUAAAUCCAAACCUCGUCCAACAGCUACACCAAUGACACCGGGUAGUAGUAGACCAUUAUCACCCUCGACUUCGACUUCCAGACCGAUGUCGCCUUCGAUGAUACCUACUUCUACGUCUUCUUCCAGACCUAUGUCCCCAUCUUUAAUGAAUAGUAUGACAAGCGCAUCAAGACCAAUGUCACCUUCGAUGUUACCUCGUGCCCAGCCACUUAGGGCACCAUCACCAUCCAUUUCUGCAGUCGCUUCUUCCGCAUCUUCGUCUAGACCAUCAAGUAGAAUGGGAAUUGGUAGAGGUCCACCACCUUCUUUCCAUAAUCGAAACCCUAAUCCCCUGUCGGUGUCCACCAGCAAUAGCGGACAGCAAGGAUUAAGGAGAUCCACAAGAAGAUCCUCCGUAGGUGCUCAUGAACCUCCUACUGGUAUACCUGCACCAUCAUCAAGAGGAGAUGGGUCGAGAACACCCGUACGACCUGUUACGAUCCAUGGGGAUACGCCGCCGCCUGUUCCUAGGAUACCUAGUGCGUUGAGAAAGAAGUAG
This is a messenger RNA of Kwoniella botswanensis, 2328 nucleotides long. RefSeq lists its product as uncharacterized. The record is from RefSeq and is a predicted model, not a curated record. Gene Ontology annotation, cellular component: kinetochore; kinesin complex; centrosome. Bases 1 to 2328 code for a protein of 775 amino acids. The transcript has 6 exons. Gene Ontology annotation, molecular function: microtubule binding. Gene Ontology annotation, biological process: vesicle transport along microtubule; microtubule nucleation; centrosome localization. Lineage: Eukaryota; Fungi; Basidiomycota; Tremellomycetes; Tremellales; Cryptococcaceae.